Messenger RNA from Mercenaria mercenaria, 895 nucleotides. RefSeq lists its product as uncharacterized. The record is from RefSeq and is a predicted model, not a curated record. Lineage: Eukaryota; Metazoa; Mollusca; Bivalvia; Venerida; Veneridae. Bases 12 to 866 code for a protein of 284 amino acids. The transcript has 2 exons.
UUGAGUUCCAAAUGGGUUCUUGGAACUUUACAGAAAGUGGACAUGGUAAAGGUGCAGCGGACGGUAUAGGAGGGGUAGUAAAACGUACAGCUGAUGCUAUUGUGUCAAUGGGUACAGAUAUAUCAGACGCUAAAUCUUUUUAUGAAGAAGUUAGUAAACGUGUCAAUAAUGUACGUUUAUUUCUUAUUGCUUCUGAGGAUAUUGACAAGGUUACAGCCAGUAUUCCCACACAUAUUCCUACUAUUAAAGGGACAAUGAAGCUCCACCAGGUUGUUAUAAACAUAGCCCAUAGAGGUAUAAUGCAUCUGAGGGAACUUAGUUGCUUCUGCACGUGGCCCACAUGUUGUAAGUGUUACAUAGCAGAAACGUCAGAAUGUAUUCUAAUGUCCCAACAUGACUCUGUUUCGCCUAGCAAUAAUGAUGCAGAUAAAAGAUGCGAAACUGGAAGGACAACUAAUAUGGAUUGUAGAAGUCAGGGAGUAUUCACUCAUGAUACUAUUUACAGGGAACCACAGACACCACCAACGGAUGUAGAAGCUUUGAAAACACCGAAAAAUGUUGACCCGCAGAAAAUAUUGACGAAAAUUGAACCGCAUCCAGAUCUUAUUGGAAACUGGUGUGUUGUCCGGUAUGACGACAAGGCUUAUCCAGGUAUCAUUCAGGAUUUGGAUGACGACUCUGCAGAAGUAAAGGUAAUGCACCGUAUAGGUGAAAACCGUUACUUUUGGCCGUAUUUGGAAGAUUGUAUCUGGUAUAACUGGGAAAACUUACUUAUGCUUAUUCCGGAGCCAUUACAUGUGACAGGUAGACAUGUGCAGAUCGACCCAAGCCAUUGGACGGAGGUUAAACAUAUGUUAAACGAAUGAUGGAAUAACAUAUAACUUAACAUGCAACA